AUUCAUCAGCGCCAGCUCGAAUUUCAAAUCUUCUACUACACAAUUCAGAGUGCCAUAAGUUUUUAAGAGAGCGGUUUAUAUUUUAUUAAAAAAUAACCGAUCGAUGUGUAUAUAUAUAUAAGAACAUAUAUAAAAAUGAAAACAAUAAUCAGUAUAUUAAAAAUCAUUUUUUUUUUGAUAAAUUUGCAGAAUUUCUCUGCAAGAUGUGCUGUUCCUACAGAUGCAAUUCACUACAUAGAACCGGGAAAAGUCAUUGUAAAUGAUAAACCAGGAUUGCAAGUAUUCUGUCAUAGAGCAAAGUCAAAAUAUGUAAUAAACAUGUGGAAAACAAUAACGAUGAAUUUAGAUAUUAACCUGGACACAUAUGAUUUAUAUGAUGGCAAAACACCUCAAGAAGUUUUUGAAAAACAUGAAAAUAAUCAGCGAUUUUGGAAGUUUAACUUUUUUGGUACAAAAAAACACAAAUUACUUAAAAUUAAUCCAUUUGAAACUACUUGUAUUGGUGUUUAUAUUUAUGAAUAUGAUGGAUUACGAUAUACUAUUAGUAUGACUCAAGCACGUGUAGAUAUUGAGGAAGUACUAAUGGCUAUGGUAGGAGUUAUAUUAUUUUGGUCAGCUAGAAAACUGAGUCAUAAUCCUUUAUUCUACUAUUUAUGUGGCAUUAGUCUUGGAGUUACAGCUUCUCUUUUAGUUUUAAUAUAUUUUACUAGUAAAUUAUUUCCACGUGGAAAAUUUAUGUACUUAAUGGUUGCUACUGGUUGGUCAAUGUCUUUUUACCUUGGUCAAAUAUUAUGGGAAAACGCACAAUUGAUAGUAUCACAGUACAUAGAAUAUGUUAUGUGGUAUAUUCUAAUAACUUCACUAAUCAGUUUUCUUAUUUGUUAUCGUUUUGGUCCAGUUACUAAUAAGAGAACAAAACAGAUUAUACAAUGGUUCUUACAGGGUUUAGGUUUACUAUUAAUUUAUUAUAGCAGUUAUUUCUACGAAGCAACAUUUUUAAACUGCGUAGUAAUCAUUCUUUUGAAUAAUUUUCCAAUUGCUACCAUAUACAAAGGAAAACAAUACUGGAAAAAAAUGUUUCCUGAAAGGAGAAAAUUAUUAACAGAUAAUGAAUACCGUAAAGAGGGUAUACAAGAGACUAAAAAGGCUUUAAAAGAUUUACAACAAUACUGUUCUAGUCCUGAAUGUAAUCCUUGGAAAACAGUUUUAAAAUUAAAGGAUCCCAUAAGAUUCGCAAAAUUUAUCGAAGGAGAUUCACAUUUGUCUGACGAAGAAAUAAAAGAACAUGAUGCGGAAAUUACAAGAAUCGUCGAAGAGUACGAAUAUACAGACGAUGAUGAUUUUUGACAUAGUCUUUUCUUUAUAUAUAUGUAUAUAUAUAU
This is a messenger RNA of Vespa mandarinia (Asian giant hornet), 1382 nucleotides long. It is a transcript of the gene Nemp, whose product is annotated as Nuclear envelope integral membrane protein. Gene Ontology annotation, cellular component: nuclear envelope. The record is from RefSeq and is a predicted model, not a curated record. Lineage: Eukaryota; Metazoa; Arthropoda; Insecta; Hymenoptera; Vespidae.